Molecule: messenger RNA, 2373 nt
Organism: Leptomonas pyrrhocoris
Lineage: Eukaryota; Euglenozoa; Kinetoplastea; Trypanosomatida; Trypanosomatidae
Exons: 1
Coding region: 118-2373 (751 amino acids)
Source: RefSeq, a predicted model, not a curated record
AGUACACCCAACGCUGUGUAUUAUUAGUUCUUUAAACCAAGUCAACCUCCCUCCUCUUGUGACGCGCGUGUGUGUAGGCACGCCUCUGUGUGUGUGUGGACGUAUGAGUCACUACACAUGUCAGGUAUGAAGCACGAUGUACUGCGAGUGAAAGGUCUACACGUGCUUCGGCGUCUGUUCGCGCCGAUGGUGGCCCUGUACGUCGCCAGAGCUCGUCGUGAAAAAGGAGCGAGGCAGAAAGUCAAGCCGCCCAACUCGGAAGUCCUCAAGUCGCUGCCGCUCUUCGCCAAGUGGCCAACAAUUGCGUUGCAAAAAUGGACAGAGAGCGGUGUCAUGGAGAUACACGCGAAAGGCACAACAAUCGCCUUCCAAAAUGAGCCGCGCAGAUCUGCCGACGUCUUCUGGCUGUUAGCCGGUAAGCUAACACAGGUUCCAAACAAAGCGGAACUGCGUCGCUGCGCCACCGACUUUGUCCAUCUCCCACGAAACCUCCCGAAGACCGGACCCCUCAUCCUCCCUUCUCAUUUUAUGGAAGGCAACGCGAAGAAAUCGCUGCCACCGCUCACUCCAGCGCAGGAGCAGUUGGCCGACUCGCUCAGUUUUUACAAUGCGGGUCAACUCGUGGAUGUGGAACGACUCAUUUUAGGCGGCGAGCGGCUCCGCGCGCUUCGGUGCCAAAGCGAGGUGGUGGUGCUGCGCCUCUCGCUGGCGGCCUGUCUGCGCGAGAUUCAGACGCUGCCCAGUGCGGCACGCAGUGCCACCGUUGACGCCGCUCGUCUGUACGUUCAACGCAGCAUGGCACAGUUCUCCGGUGCCCCGCCGGCCACCUCGAUUAUGUCAGUCAAUCCCGUACUCGCGGCGCUUCCCAUGACGGUACUCAAGACAAUCUGCCAUCAGUUAAAGCCGUUUGUCUUUUUGAAGUCGGAGAUUAUCUGCGGCAACGUUUUUGCGGCGGAGUGGAUGUACUUUUUGGACAGCGGACUGGUGCGCAUUGAGGACAGCAACGGUGCCCACCUUCGCAUUGUGGAACAGCCCUUCACCGUCAUCGGCAUGCAUGCGUUUGUCCAGUCGUGCGUGCCGGACUACUUCGAUCAAAGGUCGCAUGCCACAGCUGCAGUAUACUGCGAGAUGUGGGGCCUGCCCAUCUCCGUCAUGCUGUCAACCUGUAACGCGGCGUCAAGGCUGCAGUGUACGUUGGCCGCAACACAGCUUCUGAGAACGCAGGGAGUCGGUCGGCUGCCGCUCACAACCGCGCUGCGGGCCUACGCGUGCUUUUCAGACCUGUCGGAGAUGGCAGUUGUCGCCAUCGCCGGCGCGCUUCAUUUACGUGUGUACACCCCUGGCGAAACUGUGGUACCUGUCGGCCGCAUACCAGCUUUUGGCAUCCUUAUUGUUGCCGGAGAUGUCCGCCUGCACCGCAGUGUGGAACGCGAUACAAAGCAGCUGCUGCCUGGGCAAGUGCUUUUUUUCUGCGAAUCACUUGUUAAAGUGAGAGCGUGCGACGCCGUCGUGUCCCAGAGUAGUUCCAUUAUCCUGCAGCUCACGCCUGGAUUGCUCUUUGAGGCGAUGGAGGUGGCGGAGUUGGAAUCGGACGAAGUACAUGUGCUGCUACGCAGCGCGCAGCAAUACGUAGAUCGCACGUAUGGUGCUCACUUGAAUGAGAUCAACAAAGCCCAAUAUGCAGCAGCCGAGCGUGUGAAGGAGUACAAGCGGCGACAGAUGGAGUCACUGCACCCCAACUCGACUGCUUCACCAAGCGCGGCCGUUCCUGAAGAAGUCUUGCAAAACAAGCUCUUCGCCACUUUGGAAGUUCAGCUGCACGCGUUGCAGCCCGACGAGGAGGCAGCAGCGAAGUUUGAGUACUUCCGUGCCGGCACGACGGCGACCCGCGAUGACGCCGCCACUCUCUUCUCGUCAUCCCCGCCACCACCACCGCCGUCACCGCGUCGGUCGGAGUACUUUUCGUUGGAUGAUCGAGGCAAUCUUAUCACCUGUAAAGAACCCGCGCAGCCUUCGACCCAUGUCGUGCACCACCAACGACUGCCACCGCCGCAGCAAUCGGUGACAACGGCCGGGGCUUCCCAACCGUCUGGUGGACCGGACGCUUGGUCUCCGCCUCUUCCCGGUUUUGCCUCCGCUCCUCCGGCUGCAGCGAAGACUUCCACUGUUCCCCCACGCAGCACACCAGCCGCACCUUUUGUCUUGCGCACCUCUGUUCAUGCAGCGCCCCCAGGGACGAAGUCUUCUAUGAAGACGCCAUCUCCACGUGUUGCGUCGCUGCGAGCCGCCGCAGCCAGAAUAAAGGAUGAGGCAGACGGCGUGGACAGAAAAAGAGAGAAGCGCUAUUCCUUUGCGCGCAACACUGCGAGAUGA